Owenia fusiformis is the source of this 1932-nucleotide messenger RNA. Lineage: Eukaryota; Metazoa; Annelida; Polychaeta; Sabellida; Oweniidae. The record is from the annotation of a GenBank genome assembly.
CUUUUUAGUCAUUCAUCUGCCAAAAUACCUUAACAGUGGCCUUAAUAAGGGGUCACAUUUUAGUCAUUUUAAUCACAUUAUGACUAAAUGAUGGCUGGAUCCACAGAGUCCACUACUUUGACGCCAAUACACAUUUUAGAACAUGCCCGCGAUUAGUGACCCCCAUCUUCUCUAUGAUUUUACAACGUCAAUAAGAAUGUAUUCAAUAUUGCGGUAUAAAAUGGACCUGGGACCAGUGCAUCUGUAUCCUGUCACAUUGAGCUUUCGGGAGGAUGUGGAGUUCCAUUGUUGCCAUAGCAGCCCUAGUUGCUGUUGGACUUGCAAAACAAGUACCAACUUGCCAGUAUGGAGAAUGGAGCAGUUGCGGAGGAGAGACUUGCGCAUCAAACUUCAAGAAGGGUAGGAUGGAAUCAUUCGAACUUACAGCGACCAAGUUUGACGCGGGCCGACAAUAUAUGAAGAUGAUGACCAAAGAAAAACUGAAGAGUGCUGCUGAGAGAGUGAGUUGCCGCAAAGAUGGCACAUGCCCCGAACUCAUGGGACAGGCUCCAACUGACGGACCUCGAAAAUGCAUCGAUGGAGCUGCUGGUACAAUUCCCGGAUCGUCAAGUCCCCUCGCUUGUCAUAACAUCGACCAACUGUCGUUCUUGUCCCUAGAUGCCCUUGACAUGGAUCAUGAUGAUGCUUACAACCGUGAAAGUAACGACAUUUGGGGAUGGACGGAUCCAGACAACGGUGAAGAAUACGUGAUACACUGUAUGACGACAGGUACCUCAUUCGUCCGUAUUUCCCCAGACCCCGAGAACCCAACUGUGGUCGCUUUCCUGCCUACCCAUACCUCCACCAGCUCCUGGAGAGACGCUAAGGUAAUCAACAACCACGCUUACAUUGGCUCAGAGGCAUCGGGUCACGGUAUGCAGGUCUUUGAUUUGACCAGACUUCGUGGUCAGGAAAGUCUUGGCGUGGUAUCACAUGACUUCCACUACAACAAGGUCGGCAAUUCUCACAACAUUAUCUCCAAUGAGGAGACAAAUACCAUCUUCAUCGUUGGGGCAUCCGGAUCAUACUGGUCCGACUACAUAUCUUGUUCAAGUGGUCUUCACAUGGUUGAUGUAUCAGACCCGAAGCAGCCCGUGUUUGCCGGAUGUUAUUCCGAGGAUGGCUACACUCACGAUGCCCAGUGUGUCAUCUACAGGGGUCCAGAUGGGAGAUACACUGGAAGAGAAAUUUGUUUCAAUUACAACGAAGAUUCUUUGACUAUUGUUGAUGUCACUGACCGUUCUAACCCUGUAAUGGUCAGCAAGAUGGGAUAUGAUCUCUCCAAAUACACACAUCAGGGUUGGUUGACUGAGGACCAGACAAUGCUUCUAUUAGACGACGAACAGGACGAAUACUACGAGAAGAACGGUGAUCAGAACACUUACACAUACCUUUGGGACGUGAAAGAUCUGAGGAAUCCUGUUUGGAGAGACACAUUCAUCUCUACCCAACAGUCUAUCGAUCACAACCAAUACAUUAAGGGCGACUGGACAUACCAGUCCAACUACGAAGCUGGGCUCAGAAUACUUAGGAUUGACCAGCGUGGUUUCCAAUUGACUGAGACAGGAUUUUUUGAUGUUUUGAGUGACGUUGAUGAUGGCAGAGUCCGCUACUCGGGAUCAUGGAGCAACUACCCAUACUUUGACUCUGGUGUCAUUGCAAUGACAUCCAUCGAGUAUGGAUUGUAUCUAGUGAAACCCGACAUGGAAAGAAUGGAGGCAGAGUACUUCAUGCAGCAGAACGGACUCCAGUCCCGGGACAGUAGGGACCCAAUGUGCCCUACGCAGACACGUGCAUGCCCAGCCCCACGUUGUUACUAGAAAACAUGGCGACUUUAGACUGAAUAGAUUAAAUUGACAAAAGAAAUGAAAUAAACUGAAUUCUGAAUCUGAA